GCUGGGCACCAUCUACUUGUGCUGGACUCAGUCUGGUGGAAGCCCUAGUAGUUGUGGUCCAUUAGUCCUUGGACUAAUCUUUAUUCCUCGUGAGAUAUAUCUUAAUGGCAGAAGACAUUCAGUAAACUUGAAUUGGAAAUACUGCUAAAUACAUGAUGUAUUUUCAUUAAAAACAAACAAACAAACAAAAAAAAACCUAGCUCUAUUAAAGGCCUAGAAAUAAUAAAUUAUCUUGUAGCAGUGAGCACCUCUAGCGCCCUGAGAUUGUGGACUUUAGAGAUUUUUCUUUAAAAAGAACCAGGCUCUUUGGAAAAAUAGCUGAUUUUUGGUUAAAGACAGGGAACAUUCAUGAUAAUCUGUAAUAAGUUUUCAUAACAUAUACUACAAGAUCACUGGAGUUGUGUUAAAAAGACUGAGGAGGUAACUGGAGUCUUCCAUUGGCCAAAAUUGGGGUGUCUGAAGUAUCAAAAAGAGUCCGUGAGGAUUUCUGGUUCUGGUCAAAUUGAAUUAACAGGGCCAAGAGUUCUCCUCCUACCUGAACAGCAACAACGAAAAACCAAGCAGACAAAAUAACAUGAAACAACAGUUUUCAAGACACCAAAACAUCAGACAGUGAAGGGCCAGUGAUCUCUGGAGAUGGGAAACAAAUAAGUUAUUCAAGCGAAGAAAUGUUGCUACAGCCGAAGAAGAAACAGAAGAAGUUAUGUCAGAUGGAGGCUUCCAUGAGGCCCAGAUUAAUAACAUGGAGAUGGCACCAGGUGGUGUCAUUACUUCUGAUAUGAUUGAAAUGAUAUUUUCCAAUAGCCCAGAGCAACAGCUUUCAGCAACGCAGAAAUUCAGAAAACUGCUUUCAAAAGAACCUAAUCCUCCUAUUGAUGAAGUGAUCAGCACACCAGGAGUAGUCGCCAGGUUUGUGGAGUUCCUCAAACGAAAAGAGAAUUGUACACUGCAGUUUGAAUCAGCUUGGGUACUGACAAAUAUUGCUUCAGGGAAUUCUCUUCAGACCCGGAUUGUGAUUCAGGCAGGAGCUGUGCCCAUCUUCAUAGAGUUGCUCAGCUCGGAGUUUGAAGAUGUCCAGGAGCAGGCAGUCUGGGCUCUUGGCAACAUUGCUGGAGAUAGUACCAUGUGCAGGGACUAUGUCUUAGACUGCAAUAUCCUUCCCCCUCUGUUGCAGUUAUUUUCAAAGCAAAACCGCCUAACCAUGACCCGGAAUGCAGUAUGGGCUUUGUCUAACCUAUGUAGAGGGAAAAGUCCACCUCCAGAAUUUGUAAAGGUGUCUCCCUGUCUGAAUGUGCUUUCCUGGUUGCUGUUUGUCAGUGACACUGAUGUACUGGCUGAUGCCUGCUGGGCCCUCUCGUAUCUGUCAGAUGGGCCCAACGAUAAAAUUCAAGCAGUCAUUGACGCAGGAGUGUGUAGGAGACUUGUGGAGCUGCUGAUGCAUAAUGAUUAUAAAGUGGUCUCCCCUGCUUUGCGAGCUGUGGGAAACAUUGUUACAGGGGAUGAUAUUCAGACACAGGUAAUUUUGAAUUGCUCAGCUCUGCAAAGUUUAUUGCAUUUGCUGAGUAGCCCAAAGGAAUCUAUCAAAAAGGAAGCAUGUUGGACAAUAUCUAAUAUCACAGCUGGAAAUAGGGCACAGAUCCAGACUGUGAUAGAUGCCAACAUUUUUCCAGCCCUCAUUAGUAUAUUACAGACUGCUGAGUUUCGGACAAGGAAAGAAGCAGCUUGGGCCAUCACAAAUGCAACUUCUGGAGGAUCAGCUGAACAAAUCAAGUACCUUGUAGAACUGGGUUGUAUCAAGCCGCUCUGUGAUCUCCUCACAGUCAUGGACUCUAAGAUUGUACAGGUUGCCCUAAAUGGCUUGGAAAAUAUCCUGAGGCUUGGAGAACAAGAAGCCAAAAGGAAUGGCACUGGCAUAAACCCUUACUGUGCUUUGAUUGAAGAAGCUUAUGGUCUAGAUAAAAUUGAGUUCUUACAGAGUCAUGAAAACCAGGAGAUCUACCAGAAAGCCUUUGAUCUCAUUGAGCAUUACUUUGGGACCGAAGAUGAGGACAGCAGCAUUGCACCCCAGGUUGACCUUAGCCAGCAGCAGUACAUCUUCCAGCAGUGUGAGGCUCCUAUGGAAGGUUUCCAGCUUUGAAGCAAUACUCUGCUUUCAUGUUCCUGUGUCAGACCAGGCUACCCAGUCAAGUUCUCUUGUGGAGCCCACAAUCCUCAUGGAGCUAACUUCUCAAAUGUUUUCCAUAAUACUGUUUGCGCUCAUUUGCUUGCCUUGCGCACCUGCUCUCUUACACACAUCUGGAAAACCUCUGGCUCUCUGUGGUGGAAUACCCUUCUAAUAAGAGGGUAACCAGGACGGCCCACUCUCUUAUGGAAAAUCCCUAGGCUUUGGAGAUCUGCAUUUAUACAUUUUAAGAGUCAUGGGAUUAUACACUUACAUUAAUGUGGCUCCCUUUUUUGUGGGGGAAAAGAGAGGACUCCUCAUUCCCUUCAAUGUGGGAAAAAAAAUACUGACAAUAAAAGAUAAGCCUAAACCUUUAUCUUGAAUUUCACACAACUGCUUGCAACAAGGGAGAUGUUUAGACCUGUUGUGUGUACUUCAGAGUAUUUUUCAUGAGUUCUUCCACAGUGAACCCUUGGAUUACCCAGUGGCUUUUUCUGGCCAAAUUUGCAUUAAUCCUUCCUAAGAUGGGAUGGUUUUCUUUCCUCUGUUGGCGCCAUUCUUCACAGAUACUAAAGCUAAACCAUCCACUCCCUCACCUUCAGCCUAAAGUGAAUGUGCUUUCUAGUUGUCAGGAAUGCUGAAGCAUUAACACUUUGACUCUUAAAUGUGAUACUGGUUUGCAGAUUCCCCUAGAGCAGAAAAGAGAGGGGCACAUAUUAAUUUGUAUUGCUGUUGCUUCUCUUUGGUCUUAUGUGUCUUAGGAUUUGGAAGUGGUUCAAUUCUAAUGCUGGUAUGAAGAUUUUAGAAUCCUUAGUAAUCAAAAACUAUAUCCUGUAAUUCAAUUAAAAAGUUAAAAACAAACAAAAAACUCCAGUCUCUCCAAGCUCAGCCAGUGUGACUUGAUGCUGUAUUUCUGCAUUAAAGCAAAUAUUUCAGGCUUUGUGGUCCUGAUCAAGGUCCUCAUUAAAUUGGAGUUCACCCUAGGUGCUUUUUCCCUCUAUGAUGCGGGAUAACACACACUUUAAAGGUUAAUUUCUCAGCCGAUUGCAGCUUGAUUCUAAUGUGUUCAUGCUGCAUCCAUGACCCUUUUAAUGUAGCGUCUCUAUUGUAAACCAGUAACGAUCUUCUCAGCGUGACCUCUUCACCCAAAUAAGGAGUGAUCUUUUUCUUAUAACCUCAUUGUCCCUAAUCAUUUUAUUUCAUUUCCUACUAGAAUCGCCCCCUCCCCCUUAAAUAAAAUAAUAACAGUCUCCACCUCUGGCUCAUUUAAUGAUGACUGCAAUCUGUACCUGCAAAUGGCGCUUCCAGUACUGUGUUCAGUGAUCCACAUUUGUGCUUGGACUGGAAUGAAAAAUAAGCUUAAUUGCCAAGAGAACUGCAAAUGAGUUCAAUACGACUUCUCGGUGCUAGUUGGCCAUCUUGACUCAAUAUUGGGACACACCAUCAGAGAAGAUUUUUUGUUGAUGGGCUGUUCAAAAUGAAUUCUGAAGGAAAAGUUGCUCACUUCCGCUUGAGAGCAUACCCUUUAAACCUUUUUAGACUUGUCCUCCUCUAAAAUUCAUUAUAACCCCAAAGUAUAAACUGUUUGGAAGUUGCCCCUGACAAGCUAUUACACAUCUCUGGGAAAUCCUGCUGAAUGUUAGGGAUAUUCAAAGCUUUCAUACCUCAUCAUGAUGUUACUUAAGCAGCCAACUUAUGUGACCUGAUUUAAACUUUUAAAAAAUUCACUUCAUUCAAACUAGAAAGAUUCAAAGACAGAGGACAUUUAUCUGCCAAGAGUGUGAUGCAUUCUUCACAUCUAGUCUAUAGCUGCGUCUGUGCUCUGGGAUGGAUUCCGUCUGAUGUCUAUUACUGAUGGAGCAGCCACAGCAAAACUAGUCAACUCCCAUCUAUAACUGUUACUUUUUCUAGUGCUGCUUUGUGCUGAAAGAACAUUUUAGUUACUGCACUUGACCUGUAAGAGACUUUGAUUCUUUGUAAUUUUAGGGAUAAAUUAGGUGGUUAAUUUAAAGAAAAAUUCAGUGUUGCCUUUACAUCACAUUAAAAUAUAACUUCUUUCAGAAAGGUAAUAGAAGCACUGAUUCAUAGUAAAAAUCUUGUUUUUAGCUUUGACUUUUUUUGUGGCUGAGUUUUUUUAGAUUGUAAAUUACUGAUAACGCCAUCUCUGUAGGGUGUUUUAAGUUACGUACCUUUUGUUGGAUAGUUUACAAAUUUUCUGUUUCUUUUAUACACCAACUAGAAUGGAAACAAUACAGUGCACACAAAGUUGUCUCCCCAAGUUAGUAAGAGUAGUGUAUGUUGAGAAGUUUUGUUAGCAAGUGCAGCUGCCUCAAUGAGUGAAUUAAAAGAAGUCCAUUUAACUGAUGUCUUAUUUCCUGUCUAAACAGAGGGCUUUACCUUGCUGCUGUCCUAGGAGAACUUCAUGAGCCAUGAGAUCUGAGCUAAAAUUUUUUGCGUGAUAUGAUUUUCCUUAAAUAUAAAAAUUGGAAUUUGCUGAAAAAUCAAAUUCCAUCAUAACUCAGAUGUGUUGGAACUCAUUGGUACUGAUAAAACAGCCUUUUGGGUGAUAAAAAUGGCGUUUAAGAGGUAACUGUAAAUCGUAUUUUUAGUUUUCUGCCUAGCAGAUUCUGUUUAGUUUCAAUUUAUUGAAUACCCCCUAUCACUAAUUUCAAAACCAGGGAAAACUUUUGCUGAAGGAAAGUGGCUUCGUUUUUCCUUUUUUCCUCCUCUAAACAUUCAAGGAGACCUGGUGGCUGAGUGGUUAAGAGCUAUGGAUGCUAACCAAAAGGCCAGCAGUUCAAAUCCACCAGCCACUCCUUGGAAACCCUAGGAGACGGUUCUACUCUGUCCUGCAGGCUCGCUAUGGGUCGGAAUCGACUCCACAGCAGUGGGUUUGGCUUUUUGGUUUUCUUUUUGGAAACAUUCAAAGUAUAUUCUUUAUAAUGAGAACUUCGGUGGAGAAAAAACAUUGAAAGCAUUUGGGAAGUAUCUGAAGGACCAGCAGCUAGGUAUGAUUGAAUUAAGAAAUAACCAGGAAAAUAAAGGUAAUAGGUAUGAAGAAAGGUGAGAUUUAGGAGACAGAUUUAUCCAUGGAACACUUUCAUUCUUGUUCCUGUCUCCCAACUAAUCAGGACCCUUUUUUACUUCUUCACUUAGUUUUAUCGGUUGUGUUGCCUUUUAACCCUACUGCCCUAGGUGGUUUCUUCCUUAUACCGAUAAAGCUGCUUGGGCUCUGGGUCCUUUUCCUCGCAUUAUUGUCACAGAAAUAAACAUUGACAAUUGUCCCAUAAUAAAUCUGAGUUGUUUCAGGUUGCUACUGAUUUUGACUAAGUAAAAAUAUGUAGUGUAUUUUAUAAACUGAACUUUGUCAACUAAAUCCUCUAUUGUACAUGAUCACCCACAGGCAACUUCUCUAGUGCUAAAUAAACAUUUCAGUUAUUCACUACCCCAACUUGGGGUUGAAUUACUAAAAGGUUUUCCUUGGGUCAAAGGAGUUCUUUCUUUCCUGCUGAUUAGUUCUGUGAAACUUUUCAUAUCAAUAGGCAAGUUGUUAUAGCUGUUUUAAGGCUUGGGGCUUUUCUCAUGUAUAUUUAAAAUUGUGAUGUCUAAGGGUAAUGUUCAGUAAAGGGAGCUACUUUUAGAAAGGGGCAUUGUUUGCUUUUCAUAUUUGUAUACUAUAUGCUACCUCCUACAUUCCAAAAUUUGCUCAUUGACAAAGAUAGGUGUGCCUAUAUAUGGGAGUCUCAAAUCUGAAUUAUUUACCAUCCUAAAUUAAUAGGGUCAUUUCCUUCAGUUGUGAGGUGAGUAGAUUAAAUAUUUUGGUCUGCCUUUUUCUAUCAUCAAAAAUUAAACUGAAGGUACUACUACUGUAAAUCUGUUGUAACAGAAUAUUUUGUAAUACUUUAUUGUGAGAGAAGGAUAGGUUUUAAGAAGUAUCAAGACAUCAGAAGAACGUGUGAUAAAGUAAAACCUCAUAUGCUAAUUGCUGCUUGACAAAAUACAUCUGGAAGUUUUGAGUAAGAAAAAAGGACUAGGGUAGAUGAGGUACCAUUUUGUUUUCAACUAAGCGUAGACAGAAUAGCCCCAGUCUGUUUUUGUGUAGGUAAUAAAGUCAGCUUGUUUUUAUUUGGACAUCUGCUGUAUGCCCAUUGCCUGGCUAAGUAAGGGCUGUCACCUUUUCUGAUUUAAUCCUCCAACUGCUGUUUGAGGGAACUGUCACUAUUUUAUAGAUGACUAAAUCAAGAUUUAUUCUGCCCUAAGAUUACAACUCUUAGAUUACUGCUAAGGGAGAGGAAGACCUCUGCCAAGGGCAGGACAAGUUCUGUUUCUUGAAGAAGGCAGGGGUUGUAGAAUAGGGGUUCUGUGUCCAGGAACUCCCAGAACUAGACUUCCAGCAGCCACAGGUGGUGGGCUAGCCCUUUUUGUUGAACCAUUUCUCUUCCUUUUUUCCUCAUCAGCAACACCCUUCAAAUGACUACAUCAGGUAUCAAUUAUUUUUAGGUUACACAGUCUGGUGUGUAGAUCUUCUCAACACAAACAUCUUCCCGCUUAUGUGGUGCUAAAAUUCUGUAUGACCAGACAGUUGGCAACAACAGAGUUUUUUGUUUUUUAAAAAAGUUUCAUAUGCAAAUGAACUAAAUGAUUGAUUUCGAGUUUAGUAACAUGGCUAAACCCAAACGUUUCCAUUCAGUAAACACAAAUGUAGAAUAUACUGGCACAGAAGGAAAGGCUUUGGAAUGAAUUACUGCCUUUGAAAACAGUGCCACAGGUGUGACUUUAACACAGCCAACUUCCUCCUAAAGGAAAACUGUCCCAAUGAGUAUUAAACAAAAAACAAAACCUUUUAAUGUAUUGAUUGUUGAGUAUGUCUUGCUUUCCUUAAGUCAUUUUGACCACUUUGUCCUCUUUCAAAGUGUUCUGACACUGAUUGGGAAUGGUUCUAUUGUUUCUUUGUACAUGAAUGGGUCUGUCAGGUCAUGGGUGAGUGCCAUGCACAUAGCAGACAGUAAAUACUAAAUAAAAAAGGAAUGUGCAUCUGUGUGAUAAUUAGUAAAGGAUACUUGAUUACAAAAGAAAGUUCAAAAGAAUUCCUUUAUGCUGUUGUUUGAAGCAAGUGCGUGAACAUCCAUUUAUAAUAUAGUUACCUUUCAGAAACAUAAUUUGACCUCGAGUUUACAAAAGCAAACAUUGUCAAAGCAGAGGUCUAUUGUUUAAAAAAAAAAAAAACUGAGAAAAGUUGAUGAGCCUAUUCCACAGGCUAAUAUAUAAUCAACUUCAUGUGUUUAUAUAUACCAAAACAGCCCACCAGUCUCUUCUGUCAUAUUUUGAAAUUAAGAAAAAAUUUUUUUGCCAGUUAUAUGCAACUGAUGUGGAAGCUAAUGGUUGUCUCAGGCUAUGAAAUGGGGAUUUUUCUUUUUUGCAUAUUUAUGUUUUCUGCGUUCCUUUACUCAUUAAGUAACAGAUGAGUAGAAACAGAAAGAUAGUGCACUUUUUCAUUCCAUGAUUGCUUCUCUUUUUUUUUUUUUUGAGAGAUUCCACUGA
Messenger RNA from Trichechus manatus latirostris (Florida manatee), 7702 nucleotides. RefSeq names its product karyopherin subunit alpha 1 (gene KPNA1). Gene Ontology annotation, cellular component: nucleus; nucleoplasm; cytoplasm. The transcript has 13 exons. Gene Ontology annotation, biological process: NLS-bearing protein import into nucleus; postsynapse to nucleus signaling pathway. Lineage: Eukaryota; Metazoa; Chordata; Mammalia; Sirenia; Trichechidae. The coding region runs from base 704 to 2137 and encodes 477 amino acids. Gene Ontology annotation, molecular function: protein binding; nuclear import signal receptor activity. The record is from RefSeq and is a predicted model, not a curated record.